UUUGGCAGGCACACAUCCCUUCAUUCUUUCUCCUGGCUUAAGGCAACCUCCUCCCCACCUCCCUUCGCUGCAUAAAGGCGCCCAAGAUGGCGGGAGGUUCGGUGUGGUAGGAAGCGUUAGUGGCGUAGGGUAGCUGAGUGUCGAGGUUGAGCAGUUGGUUAGCUGCCGGGACGCUCCUUUCUCGACCAUGAGCAACAUCUACAUCCAGGAGCCCCCCACCAACGGCAAGGUUUUGCUGAGAACAACAGCAGGAGAUAUAGAUAUAGAAUUAUGGUCAAAAGAAGCACCAAAAGCAUGUCGAAAUUUCAUCCAGCUUUGUAUGGAAGAGUAUUACAGUAACACAAUAUUUCACAGAGUAGUGCCUGGCUUUAUAGUGCAGGGAGGUGAUCCUACUGGUACUGGAUCAGGUGGAGAUUCAAUCUAUGGAGCUCCUUUCAAGGAUGAGUUCCAUUCGCGAUUGCGAUUUAAUCGAAGAGGACUUGUUGCUAUGGCGAAUGCUGGGCCCCAUGAUAAUGGGAGUCAGUUUUUCUUUACAUUGGGUCGUGCAGAUGAACUUAACAACAAGCACACAAUCUUUGGAAAGGUUACAGGGGAUACAAUAUAUAACAUGUUGCGCCUGGCUGAAGUAGAAGUUGACAAAGAAGAGAGACCUCUUAGUCCACACAAAAUAAGAAGCACUGAGGUUUUGUUUAAUCCUUUUGACGACAUUGUUCCAAGACUGAAUAGAAAACUGAAGAAGGACAAACCAGAAGAAGAAACUAAAAAAUCUAAAGUAAAAGGCACAAAGAAUUUUAACUUGCUUUCGUUUGGGGAAGAAGCUGAAGAAGAAGAGGAGGAAGUCAGUAGAGUUAGUCAGAGCAUGAAGGGAAAAAGUAAAAGUAGUCAUGAUCUGCUGAAGGAUGAUCCACAUCUAAGCUCAGUUCCUGCUGUCAAAAGUGAAACAGCAAGUGAAGAAGGGGAUGUGAGUGAGGAGGAAGAACAUGAUGAAGAUGCUGAUAGUGUAGAAGGUGAAGCUGCCAGCAGUGAGAGACUUCAAAUAAAGGAGCGCAUUGCCAAGAAGUUGAAAAUUGAUACAAGUGAAAAUGUGGAACAGCAACUUCAAGAGGAAGACACUAAGAUAGAAAAGAAAACCAGUCGCAGUGAGGAGUUACGGAAAGAAGCGCGACAGCUGAAACGUGAACUGCUGGAAGCCAAGCAGAAAAAAGAAGCUUUAAAACCCAAGGAAAAGGAAGAGGAAGAGCCUGCUCCAAACAGUGUUGUUGAAGAGUACCUUCAGGAGAAGAAAAAAUAUGAAGACAAGAGGAAGCAGCAGCCAAAGAAAGGGGUUUCUCGUGAAGAUCAGACACUGGCGCUAUUGGACCGAUUUAAAUCAAAGUUAACCCAGGCAAUUGAAGAAACUCCUGAAAAUGAGGUUUCUGAACCUGAAGCAGAUAAUGAUGAAGGAUGGAUGUCACAUAUACUUCAGUUUGAAGAUAGAAGCAGAAAGGUGAAGGAUGCAAGUAUGCAGGAUGAAGACACUUUUGAGAUCUAUGAUCCACGGAAUCCUGUAACUAAGAGGAGAAGAGAAGAAAGCAAGAAGAUAAUGAGAGAAAAAAAGGAAAGGAGAUAAAAAGAAUGUAAAGCUAGCCAGAGCUGCCUUGGAAAGUGACUGCAGUAAAGCACUGGCUGUUUUCUAAGCUGUAGUUCCUAAAAAUAUCAUGGGACAAGUGUGAAAAAGAAUUUCUCAAGAACCUGUUGUGCAGUUGUGAAGCACAGCUACCACUUGUUUCGUAAGCUGUGCAGUCAAAUGCUCUCAUUGCAUUUAUUGUCCAACCUCUCUGAAAGUUUGUAGAAUUAUAUGUUUAAUAAAACAUCCAACAUGA
Molecule: messenger RNA, 1862 nt
Organism: Melopsittacus undulatus (budgerigar)
Lineage: Eukaryota; Metazoa; Chordata; Aves; Psittaciformes; Psittaculidae
Gene: CWC27
Product: CWC27 spliceosome associated cyclophilin
Exons: 14
Coding region: 188-1609 (473 amino acids)
Biological process (GO): protein folding; protein peptidyl-prolyl isomerization
Cellular component (GO): catalytic step 2 spliceosome
Molecular function (GO): peptidyl-prolyl cis-trans isomerase activity
Source: RefSeq, a predicted model, not a curated record